This is a messenger RNA of Neoarius graeffei (lesser salmon catfish), 2179 nucleotides long. It is a transcript of the gene amn1, whose product is annotated as antagonist of mitotic exit network 1 homolog (S. cerevisiae). Gene Ontology annotation, cellular component: SCF ubiquitin ligase complex. Gene Ontology annotation, molecular function: protein binding. The record is from RefSeq and is a predicted model, not a curated record. The transcript is spliced from 8 exons. Bases 212 to 955 code for a protein of 247 amino acids. Gene Ontology annotation, biological process: SCF-dependent proteasomal ubiquitin-dependent protein catabolic process. NCBI's taxonomy places the organism in Eukaryota, Metazoa, Chordata, Actinopteri, Siluriformes, Ariidae.
GAAGAAGAAGGCUGUAAAUAAAUUGACCUGCAGGCGCCUUGCAGUUUACAAAGGAAUAGAUAUUUUGUCUUUCGAGACUUUAUGCAUCAUGUGGACUGAACUGUGACUAUUCCAAAGCCAUCCUUCACUGAAUACCGCUCCAAAUGAUCCCUCUGGGGUACUGAGCUCUUUGUUGGGGCGUUUUCAACAGUCACCGUCACCAAGCCUGUUGAUGGACUCUUUAUUAGAUCUGAGCGCGAGGUGUGUGGCUCAGUAUGCAGACUGCUAUAUGGAGUGCAUUAGGACAUUACCAUUCAGUAUCAAGGACAAACUGCUACAAAUAAUGACGAGUAGAGGCACUCUUACUGAUUCCAACAUAAGUCAGCUCCUGCAUGCAGGAAUUCGCACCAUCAACCUGUGCAACUGCAACAUUACAGACUCGGCACUCAGACAAAUCCACUGUCCGCAACUAAAGAGUAUAAUACUAAAAGGAUGUGUGCACAUCACAUCAGAAGGUUUGAAAGCUUUGGCCUCACACUGUGUGGGUCUUCAGGUAGUUGACCUCACUGGGUGCGUGGCUGUAAUCGACUCGGGUGUACGAGCGCUAGCGCGAAACUGUAAGUGGCUAGAGGUCAUCUCCCUCCGUGAAUGCCCUGCAAUCAGUGAUGUAGCCCUGAUUGAGCUCGGGGCUAACUGCAGGUGUCUGUGCAGCAUCGAUUUUGAUGGGACAGAGGUCACUGAUGAAGGUGUUCUUGGUCUUGCAACUGGAGUGUGCUGUCAGAGCUUAAAGGAGUUACAGAUGACACGGUGCCAUAACUUAACAGACAAGGCUGUGGCUGCUGUUCUCUCAAACUGUCUCAACAUUCGAUAUUUCUAUUUUCACGGAUGUCCCCUAAUUACAGAUAAAUCCAGGGAGGCACUUCAUAACUUUCUGGGGCCUAACAAGAUUCAACAGGUCUCCUGGACUGUGUACUGAGUCUUCUCUAAUGCAUGCUUUGAGCUCAUGCAGUAUGUCCAUGUACCUGUUAAUGCAUACAAAAAUCUACAGUGGAAAAAUGCAUAGUAAACACGUUAAUCAGUUUUACUUUCUCAAGCCACAGGUGUCACUGCUAUAAUUUGCAUAUAAUCGCCAAGAUUUUGUGUUCUGAGCUACUGAAAGUGUCCAUACUGUAGCUUAGGUGAAACGAGUGUGUAUAGCUUAUGGAAUUUCAGUGAUGUGAAUAUGCUAAAUAUUAGUAACACUUUUUUUUUUUUUUAAAUUAACUUUUGUAAAGUACUUUUUGGAUGCAAGAACCUUAAUUUUUCUUAAUGUCAAUUACUAAUGAAGAUGGUCAAUAAACAUCAUUAAUUAAAUAAAUGUCUGUUAUAGUAAUAAAAUAUUUCUAAAACUGCAGCACAGCUGCUUGCAACACAACUCUGUUCAUCAUAAAUCACUUGUGUUUAAAAUGUACAAAAUUUGUUCUGGAAGAAAAAAAAAAUAAUCCAUGAGAGAGAGGGAAGAGUUCAGGAGAGAGGUGACAUGAGAGGGAUUUCUUGCAUCUUUAGUUUAGAGAAGGAUGAUUUUUCUGUCAACAUCUCUUUUUGAAUGAACCAGUUUCUUGAAUGAACUCUGAGCUAGACAGGGUUGGUUUUUUUAUUUAUUUUCUUGCUUGCUUUGAACUUUUGUGGUAGUACUGAACAAUUUGUGGGUAAGAAUGAGGUAAAAGAAUUAUUUAUUUAUUGGAUUUUGAAACGGGUGAUUGUAAUCAUGAUUUGGUACAAAAUCCGGAUCCAGGAAAGGCCUAGUGUUUGAGGAACAAAGAUGGGCCAAGGAUCUCUAGUUUGUCAACAAAUGUGUGAAGAAACUUAUUGAAAUUUUAAAAACAAUAUUCCUCAAAGAAAGAUAGGAAGGGGAUUUUGAUAUUUCAGUUUCUAUGAUGCAUAAAGUCUCUUAAAUGAUUCAAGGAAUCUGGAGGAAUUUGUGCCUAAAAGGGCAAGGGCACAAGCCUAAGCUGAACACCCAUGAUCUCCGAUCCCUCAGACGGCACUGCAUCAAGAACUAUCAUUCAUCUAUAGCUGAUAUAACUACAUGGGCUCAGCAUUACUUUGGCAAACCUUUCUCUAGCACUACAAUACAGAGUUACAUCCACAAAUACCAGUUAAAACUUUACUGUGCAGAAACGAAGCCUUUUGUUAAUUAUGUCCAGAAGCGCCAUCGACU